Molecule: messenger RNA, 2763 nt
Organism: Menidia menidia (Atlantic silverside)
Lineage: Eukaryota; Metazoa; Chordata; Actinopteri; Atheriniformes; Atherinopsidae
Source: the annotation of a GenBank genome assembly
GACGAGUCAACCCGUUGUAGCUAUGGCGAGAAAGCUAAAGGAUGGAAACAUCUUCGCUUCUCUUUGCUAUUUCAGGAACCUUUUAAUGUCUUAACUACUUUCAGUUGCAGGGACCUUUAGCUGAAUUCAGGGUGCCACAUUUGCAUAUUCGGCGGCGUGGCUCUUUGCGGGACAGAUGGAAUGAGGUGAUGCUGAGGGAGGCGGUCGGUGCCACCGCCGCAGCUCAAAUGAAGGACAGCAAGUAGCAGCUCCUCUGUCAUUUGUCUCCCCAAUAAAUAAAAAAAUUCAAACCAGCCGAGGACACAAAAAACGCAGGAUGUGAGCGGAGGGAGAGAGAGAGAAAGAAACAAAUGCCUGCUACCAAGAGGGAAACAUGGCACUGCUUGUAGUUUGUGGGCUCCUGUGCCUGUCCUGCUGGGUGUCCCUCUACUUUUUCUUGUGCAACAUCAACGGGUCCCGGAGCUCCGAGUGGAACUGUCGCCUCGUCACCCUGGUGCACGGCAUCCUGGCCAUCUGCAUCACGGCAUACAUAGGAUACGUGGACGGACCCUGGCCCUUUACUUACCCAGGCACAAAAAACACCCCACUGCAGAUAUCUGCCAUGAUGGUGAGCUUGGGCUACUUCAUUUUUGAUAUGGCGUGGUGCGUGUACUUCCGCACAGAGGGGCCCGUUAUGCUGGCCCACCACACCAUGAGCAUCCUGGGAAUCCUGCUGACCCUGUGGCUGGGGGAGUCUGGCAUCGAGUCCUGCGCCGUGCUCUUCGGCAGUGAGGUCACCAACCCCCUCCUGCAGGCCCGCUGGUUCCUCAAACAGACGGGACACUACCGCACUCUGCUGGGAGACGUUGUGGACGUCCUGUUCGUGCUGCUGUUUGUGACCAUGCGAAUCUUCGUGGGAGGCACAAUGCUGUACUGUGAGCUGAUCUCCCCGAGGCCCAGAUUCUUCAUCAAGUGUGGAGGAGUCGCCAUGUAUGCUCUCUCCUGGGUCUUCAUGGUGGACAUUGUUCGAUUUGCCAGUCGGAAAAGAAAGAGCUGGCAAAAACAGCGUAAAGAUCACCAGCUGACUAUGGUGGCUAAUGGUCAUAAAGGGAAGAUGGACUGAUCAGAUCCUGAGUCCAAAGUGGAUAUCAAUCUACACUAUUGUUUGCUUUUUUUUCUCCACUUUCGAUGCUCAAACUGCAAAAAUAUACUCCCUGUAAAGUAACUUAAGAUUGAGAAAGAGUUUUUUUUUAAUGGACAUACUGUGUUAUCUGCCUGUAAAGUCAAAAGUUUUGUAGAACUUUUUAUGCAGAUUAAUCCAAACACAUCAGAUUAGGAGUUAACAGGUGCAGCUAACAACAGCAACAUAGUUUACGUCACUAAAAACCAAAGCACUUUCUGAAAACGCAUGCCAAUGGAGCUGCAGUGAACCGGGGACCCAGUGCUGCUCCAAAGGGAAGUGCAACAUUGGGAAGGAGACAGUUUACAUGUCAGACCUGGAGUGCCUGCGGAACAUUUUUACUAUAGCACAUAGCAACAAAAGCAUUUUCAAAACAAAGGGUUUUCUGACAAAUGUUGAACAGAUUUUAAAGGUUUACUCAGGGAAAGGCAACAGUUUCAAACAGCCGCAGUGAACUCUAGAGGAAUCUGAGAGAGGUGUCUUAUUAUUUCUUUUAAGCUUUUGCCUACUGUAUGAGAUCUUAUUGAACACAUUGCCCCCAAUAAGCUAAUUUCAAUUGCUCCAUGCAAGUGAACAGAGAUAAGUGUGUCAAUGACAAAUUGGAACGCUAAUGAUGCUAAAACUUUGCAGUCCAUUUGGAUGCUUAUAUGAAAUAUAAAUAUCUUCGAGCAUUGUGGAAAUGCAGAGAAUUUUUUUUUUACAUUUUAAAUGACUAAACUAUCGUGAUUUCACUGAAUCGGAGGUGUGAAAAAACUCCAACAUGAAUCAGCCGGACAAACGAGCUGUACGUUUCACUAAGACAUUUCACACGAUUUGUGUGUAGUAGGGUGUUCGGGAAAUGUUCAGUUUAACUGAAAGAAAGUUUUCUCCAUCCAACCAUCAUAAUACAAGCAUUGCACUCAAGUUAUGAACAAGUCUGCUCUCAUGUCUGUGUUUAGAUAUAACAACUUGUUUGCUACGUAUCGUUUGAGGAUUUCUGUCACAAUGUUCUAAAAAAGACAACCCGACUGCCCUUAAAAAUGGCAGUGCAGGUGUUGUUGGAUGGUGCAUUUGUUUCAUUGUAUUAACUAACUUUAUUGGCUUUACCUGUGAAACUGUGCACAUAGCAUCUCUAUCAAUUGCGGUUUAAUAUAUGUAUAUAUAUACAUUUAAUGUACAUUCUUGUUAAAAAAAGAGCCUAUAGUUUAUGCCAUAAACUGACUUAUGGGGCUGGAAUGAUCAUUAAAUGGGGACUUAGUUUACAAAAAUAAACUAUUUAUUCUAAAGACAAUUGAGAAAAUCUUAACAGAGCAGUGGAAAAAGCCUGUGAUCUUUCUUCAGACUAACCACACCUGCACAGCUCUAGCCAACGUUGGUAUUGAAUGUGAUCCAAUCGACAAAGUCUGUUAACCCGACUGCAACUGUUAAAAUGUCCUACGGAUAAAAAAGUGCUCUGUCUCUAUUUUCCCUGUCUUUUUUUUUCUUACUCGUGCAGUAAUGUAACCCUAAACCCUCUAACUCAAAUACUCUGUACUCGAGGGCCAUUUCUGUCUUGAGAUUUCAUAACUACCCUUUUAAAUGCCUAUUUGAAAUAAAAUGACGAAACCUGAGAGGUUAUUCUGUGU